CCAAGUUUUUUCCACAUCGCCUUCUUCGCAUUGUUUGCAAGUGUGACAGUCAACAUCUUCUUUGUUUGUUAUCAUGAUAGCAGUAGUACUCGAGUCGCCACGCACUUGCUGAACUGUUUCGGAUACCUUUGGAUCGGUUGGUUUAUUGAAGGAUUUCAAACAAUGGUACUGGCUCACACUUAUUCAACUUGGUAUUGGACGCUAGACAAGACGAAACUUCCAUUCUUUACAUUAACUGCAGCUAUUCGGAGCACAACUCGCUAUCAUCUAGGCUCAAUUGCUGUCGGUUCGAUGAUACUCGCAAUUGGCCAGGUAUUUUGCAAAUUCAUCAAAACAUUAGUGGACAAUCCUUGCAAUCUUUGCUGCCGUAUCAACGGAAUCGCUCAACGACUGUUGCGAUUUUUUAAUAACAAUUCAUUUAUCAUGGUGGCGAUUCAUGGCGAUCCAUUCUGUAAAAGUAUGCGUGACGCAUUCAAUUUAUUGAUGCGCAGCGACGUUUUCAUAACGAGCCGAAUCACCAAAUUACUAUUUACCAUUUUUAAUCUGUUCGUCGCUGUUGGAACGGGUGUACUAACCUAUAUGUUACUGCCGGAGCACGGCUCCAAUCAACUGAAUGAUGAUUCUAUUAUGUAUUAUGUUACAAUUGCGAUAUCUGUGUAUGGUUCGUUUAUUGUUGGAAGUAGGUUCUCUGGUGUAUACAUAACGGCAGUGGACACUCUGUUCUUGUGUUACAUGGAAGACUGUGAGCGCAAUGAGGGAACUGAAGAAAAGCCACACUAUAUGUCGCCAGAACUGAUGAGAUUACUUCACAAAAAUGCUGAAAUUGUUCCUCCUCCAGAACAAGUGUAACUCUGAGAAAAUCCGGGAAAAGAAAUCCACCCUACAAGUAUGCAUGCUUAAAUUCUAUAAAUUUCUAACAUUUACAUAUAUGGGCUCGCUACCUCUCGAUAACAAUUUUGGCAAGAGGUACAUAAUCUCAUAUUAUUGUUUUAAUUUGAUACGUCGUCGAAUGAUAUGCUACGCUUUAUACGGCUUUCCUCUGAUGUCGAUCGUGUUACGAUAAUCAGUGUGGCAAAAACCGUGUAAUUGGAAAC
Bradysia coprophila is the source of this 1094-nucleotide messenger RNA. Its product is annotated as choline transporter-like 2. Gene Ontology annotation, cellular component: membrane. Gene Ontology annotation, molecular function: transmembrane transporter activity. Gene Ontology annotation, biological process: transmembrane transport. The record is from RefSeq and is a predicted model, not a curated record. NCBI's taxonomy places the organism in Eukaryota, Metazoa, Arthropoda, Insecta, Diptera, Sciaridae.